UGGUUGGUGGGGGAAUGAAAUAAAAGGUGAUAUUUCUAAUCGAACUGGAAGCCAUUUACCCAACGCGAUUGUGUUUAAUAGCGUAUGUUCAGGCAGCUUUAAGUGAUAGUUAACGUAGUUAAUAAAAGCCAAUACAGAUUCUCAUAAGUGGUAUUUUUUGUGAACUGUGCAUUUAAUUAAAUUCCACUCAAAAUGGUGUCAGCAGGAAUGACCUGUAUUAAAUAUUUACUAUUCUGCUUCAACCUGUUGUUUGCGGUGUCGGGAAUAGCAAUCCUGACUGUAGGUGCAGUCAUACACGCUCUGUACUACCAUUACUCACAAUUUGUCGAUCCGAGUCUCGGAUCCGCACCCAUACUACUAAUAAUCGUCGGAGUUAUUGUAUUCGUCGUUGCCUUCUUCGGAUGUUGCGGCGCGGUCAAGGAAAAUCACUGCAUGAUUAUCACGUUUUCUGCCUUUCUCGUGAUAAUAUUCUGUCUGGAAAUGGCUGCCGGAAUAGCGGGCUACAUUCGUCGCAAGGAUAUCGAAAGUAUGCUCGAUACACACCUGAACACGACCAUGCAUAAUUAUUACAACAAGACUGACGAUAAACGCUCUUGGGAUAUCAUGCAGCACGAGUUAACUUGCUGCGGAAUGCUCGGACCUCAAGAUUGGCAAGCGAUCACGACUAACGACUCUUUACCCCACACUUGCUGCCCGAAUAUAACACAGGAAGGCAUUUGCACGAUCAAUACCGAGGACAAGUAUACCAAAUCGUGCAGAGAUGAACUAAAGGAGGCGCUCAUUAAAUAUGGUUCUGUUAUCGGUGGCGUCGGCGUCGGCAUUGCUUUGAUACAGUUGAUCGGCGUCGUUUUCGCAUGCUGUUUGGCACGUUCAAUUCGCAAGGAGUACGAGACAGUAUAAAGGACAGAUUCUUAUUAAGCGCACUCGGUACCUAAAUGUUUUGCAUUUUAAUCUGUCCACAAUGUUUAUGUAUUUAGUAUUAUAACCCACCUACACUGUGUUAUUUAUAUACCUGAAAUAGUAGUGUAGCGCGCAAUUCAAUAUUUAGUUAUGUAAGUUUACUUCGUUCGUGCGUUGAUGUUUGAAAAUUAACUGUAUUUGUAGUACACAAUUGCCUUUACUCAUGGAUCUGAUUUUUCGUAUUUUAAACUUUAAGGUUAAUGAUUAUAGCACCGCUUGAGUAUAUUGUUUCUAUUAUAUGACUGAUAAUGUUAUGAUAUUAACAGAUUUUUAUACGCCACUUUUCACCUUUAGUUAGUUAUAUGUUAUUAAUAACUGUAUAAGUAUGCGCCAUUUUAGUUGUUGGCAGCUAAUGAUUAAGAAACACACAAUUAGGUUUUCAAUUCGAAUUCGAGCGAUGUGCUCUUGUGGAAUACCUAAUUGACUCUUCAAAAUCAAAGCGCUCUCUCAAACUUGAAAAAUCUCAUUGUUGCUAGAUUGUAGAACGGCAUAUUUUAAACAAAAUUUCGUAUGAGAAUGUGUACAAAUAGUACGUCCUUUGCUUUUUAAAACUGAUCGGCUGUCGCCCUGUAUAUAAAAUAAAACCUAUAGCGUUGCACAUAGUUCAAAUUGCCAAAUUCUGCUAUGAUUGCAUACAAACAAAAGGAGGAACAAUCUUAAGUCAAUAAUAAUUUUUCUACAUAUUUUCAUAUUUGUAUUAACUGUUUACAAAAAUGUUGUCUUAAUACUGAAUCUCAAAUGUUUAUAUAGUGUGUUCAAAUAGCAGCACGUGUAAUUUUUUAUAAUAUAACAAUAGAACGUGGCACUUUUUAUACAUUUACAUAAAAAAAGUAAUUAUUUAGUCAUAAGUUUUGUAGCGUUUACUUUAUGCCAGACUAAUAAUAAUCGUAAUAGCUAAGAAAAUUUAAGACUGCUAUUAGUAAUAGCGGAUAAAGGGCUAUACUCAAAAUGUGGUGUCUUAAACGAAUCGCUUAUUUUUUAUUAGAUACUUUACGUGUAGACCUACAGUAUUGUUUAAACACCAAAGAUAACGAUCAGGGAUCAGUUAUUUAAAUAGUGUCGUUUUUCCUCUUUUUUUAAAUGUGAGGAUAUUACUGUUAAUCAGGCAGCUAUGAACAAUGUUGUGUUUAAGCCUUGAUUGUUUGGAGGCAACUCGUGUAUUUUUAGUAGAUAGUUUUGUAUUUGUAAUGCAACUAAAUUUCUAUUUGUACCCUUUACUGAAAUUGGCAAUUUUCGAAUAUGUCUUUUUUAUUCUUAAGUUACACAUGCUGGUUAAGUUCACCUUGAUGUUACAUACACAAUGAAUAUGAAGUAUAUAAAUGUUAUAAGAUUAUAUCUACUAUACUUAUAUAAUAAAGGUCUAUGUUGUACAACUAAAAUCGUAGAGCUUUAGCAUAUUGUUUACCAGUAACACUGCUGUUUCUUAAUCCUGUACACCUUGUUGCAUCAGAGAAUGAAAUUUUAAAAUUG
Photinus pyralis (common eastern firefly) is the source of this 2430-nucleotide messenger RNA. Its product is annotated as CD63 antigen-like. The transcript has 5 exons. Gene Ontology annotation, cellular component: membrane. The record is from RefSeq and is a predicted model, not a curated record. Bases 193 to 900 code for a protein of 235 amino acids. NCBI's taxonomy places the organism in Eukaryota, Metazoa, Arthropoda, Insecta, Coleoptera, Lampyridae.